This is a messenger RNA of Physella acuta, 2184 nucleotides long. RefSeq lists its product as uncharacterized. Gene Ontology annotation, molecular function: protein binding. The record is from RefSeq and is a predicted model, not a curated record. Lineage: Eukaryota; Metazoa; Mollusca; Gastropoda; Physidae.
UGUGUUGAGACAGUAAAUAGAACAUAUAUGUUCAGAUAGAUCUAGUAGGCUCUUGUGUAAAGUUGUUUUCUAAUUAUGUUUGGAGAAUUAUUUUGUAACUGAAAAUUAAUUCAAGUAUUAAAUCGGUCACAGUAAAAAGUGAGAAAUAACAUUAUCUUUAUUGGGAAGUUAAUUAAUUACAAUAAUUACUGAUUUCGUCUCAAUGACCUAAACAUGUCAGCCGCUGAACAAACCAGCAUGACGUCAACGGAAGUCAUGGCCGCGCGCAUUCUUGUGGAGAACGCCUCAAAGAGUGUAGCAGAAAACACGUCACCAAAUGACGUCAGGUUCAGCAAGGGAGGCGACUCUAUGAUCGAACGACGACUGUACGUGGUUAGCCGUACCGGGUCGGGUGAAGUGAGUUACCUCCUCCUCACGGAAAAUUUUUCCGCCAUCGUGUCGUACCGCGUGCACAUCGAGAAGUGGCAGCAGACGUACGGGGUGGCGGAUUUCGGAGUGGUCACCCUUGGGAAGUCCAUCUACAUCCUGGGCGGCUUCGACAAAGUUCAAGGUCGUUGUUUGACCAGAGUCGUCAGAUACAACCCGUGUACUGACGAAUGGUUCGAAUGUCGAAGCAUGUCUAUGGCCAGAUGUAAAUUUGGGGUCUGUGUUGUUAAAGGGAGAAUAUUUGUCUGUGGUGGAGAGACCGACGAUGGUAAAGUCACCGGAAGUUGUGAGAUCUAUGACCCGGAAACUAACCUCUGGUCCAAAUGCGGAUCUCUCGUGUCGCCUCGGUCUGGCUGCGCAUGCGCAAACAACGGCAAAGAGUUAAUUUGUGUAGGAGGAUACAACGGAGGGAAGGCUCAUAACAACCUCUGGCUGUAUGACAAACACAAAUGGCAGGAAAUCGGCAAAAAUAACCCACACGGUCUUCCAUACAAUCUUCACAGAUGUGCGCUGACAAGGGCGAAAAACACUUUGUAUUUUAUAGGAGGGGUAUCGUCCAAAGACCACCACCCCACCAAGCGAAGACCGUCCUCUCCCCUAACCGUGACACAGUCUGAGAAAAGAAUGUUCUCCUAUACAACUGCUCCAGCAGGCGCUACGGUCAAAGGGCGGCAACCCAGUGUAUCCACGUUAAAUACACAGUUACCACCCAUGAGACACGCAAGACAAAAUGCAGGGGCGGUUACUGUGGGUGACAAGAUCCACGUGAUCGGGGGGUCAAAUGUCGAGACAGGUGACCCGGUUCUAAUGACAGAACACUUUGACCUGGUCAAGGGCAUAUGGCAGGAUGAUUUCCUCUUCAAGAAAUGUGACGUGUCCAACGUGAGCUGUGUGCUGGUGGACGUGCCUAAAGUCCCCAUGGAGGAGCGGAGGGUUGUCCAGAAGCUUCGAUGGGUCAUGUGCAACAAAGAACCUUCGAUAUACACAAUCCCCCUCACUACCAACCGCAACUUCUCAAUAUACACUGACAACCCAUCAUCCAUCCCUCACUACAUCCAAAUAAACUACAAAAACAAGACACUCAACAUUCUAAUAGCCAUCAAAGACAGAAAACAAGCCUGCCAAACAUGCUUGUCAACUGAACACUGGACCAACCGCUGUCAAAUUCUCAACUUACAAACAACGCCCAGUAAUCAAACACCAGCACAUUCUACACUACAAAAAACAACGCCAUCCGCUCAGCCAGCACCACCACCAAGCGACCAACAAGCAUCGGUCAAAAACCCGAUCAUCCCAGCCAAACCGCCAAGUAUACCAUCAACACCUAGCAAACAAACAGGCGCAGCAAGGUCGGAACCAGACAAACCAUCUGCAUCAACAGCCCAAAAAACGAACACUCUGCCCUCGUUCUCAGAUAUGGACAUUACUACAACUUUCAAAAGGAAGAAGGAAGAUAGCCCCACAGAGGAAAAGAAAAAAAAAACAAAAAGUGAAAAAUUAAUUCAUGACUUCAAUCACUGCAGGUUCUGCUUAGAACAAUGUAAAUCACCUUGGGGAAGGGAAAAACACGAACGAAGUAUCCACUGCAGAUACUUACAGUGUGAUCUUUGUGCAGACAAAGGGUACUACCCAGACAUACGCACACACUUUGCAGAAAACCAUCAAGAAGAAACGAUGUAUGACUGUAGAGAUUGUAACUUAUCCCUCCCACUAGAGAGCAUGAGGGCACAUACAAGUGUACACCAUAAGAAAAAAUAG